Molecule: messenger RNA, 1352 nt
Organism: Aspergillus glaucus CBS 516.65
Lineage: Eukaryota; Fungi; Ascomycota; Eurotiomycetes; Eurotiales; Aspergillaceae
Exons: 7
Coding region: 8-1126 (372 amino acids)
Source: RefSeq, a predicted model, not a curated record
GUCCACCAUGGCCUCGUGGCUGGGAGGUUUGAACAACCUGUUCACGACGUCACCAAGAUCACCCCCAUGCUUAAACGAAGACAAAAUGACCAAACUAACAGUUGGCCCUUAUUGGCAAAUAUCUUGUUGUGAGUGUUACCAUCUGCUGUCAUAUCACUCAAGCUAUAAAAAAGAGCAAAUCCACCAUCAAGUGUUCAUGGGCCUAGGCUGGCCGCCGGCUACUGGCCGCCGUCAUCCAACUGAAAUCCUUGCUGACGAAAGCCACAGAACAGGGUUUACAAAUGUGGGAGCAAGGGAUCUGUUGACCAAGAAAAACAACGACCUUGUCUUUAUUAUUGAUGAAGCGCAAACCACCUAUGGGGAAUCCCAUCUUUGGUUUUCUGUCAUAAAAGACUGGAUGGGUCUUUCUCACAGCCCAUCAAUUUGUCUAUUCUCUUCCUACAGCAGCCCAUCCACAUUGCUGUCCAUGUGCCUGGGAGCACCACAGAUUUCCCCUUUUUACAACUUUGCUGAAUUUCAUGAUUUUAAAAUUGAGGACAAUUUAAAGAAUCAUAUCUAUAGCAUGACCAAUGGCCAUCCUGGAAUGGUCCGGUCUGUGCUAGAAUUUCUUGAGACUCCCGUGACACCAACCAUCAUUGAGCUUUGCCUUGCCAUUCUUCAACACUUUUGCAAGCAAUCUCUUUAUGACGCCGCCAAAAUCCAGCGAUUUGGGCCCUCAGGGCAAAUUCGCCCACCCGAGGCCGUUUUCCAGGAUGUCUUUUACCAGGCAUUCUGGCAGGCGACCCAGUCGCGUAUUGCUAUAUCCAGUGAGUGGACAGAAAAAGGUAGCAGACGCAUCAAUUUCUAUGUAGUCAGCCCAGGCUGGGGCUUUGAGCUUCUGCAAGACAGGGACCGAAUAGAAGAUCACUGCGCCAGGUUUCAAAAGCAUGGAAUAUAUCACCCCUGGAUCCAAGCACAUAGUCUGCAUGAGUGGAUAAUGCUUGAUUGUCAUCAUUCCAAACCCAUAACAACAUACCCAAACCAGCCCAACUUGUGGAGGGUUGUUUUCCUGGAGGAGUAUUCAUGCAUUCUGGUCCUGGAUUGCAAGAACCAACACUUAGCGGAAUUUGGGCUAGUAAACAGAUGAUCUAUUCAUUGACUUCUGGAGCUGAGAUGCAACAUCUAUGUUUGGAGAAAUAUCACUGGCUUGGGAGCGCCGAGCGCGGUGCCUUCAUGAUGACACACUGGUUAGAAGAUAUGGUUUAAGGAUUUAUUUAUCAGACUACAUGUAUUGAUACCCAGCAGAGCAGACAAGUGUGGUGUAUGUUCUGCCUUUUAUUUCUUUUUCUGAAUGAGCAAUGCUAUGUCAAGGG